Capronia coronata CBS 617.96 is the source of this 342-nucleotide messenger RNA. RefSeq lists its product as uncharacterized. The transcript has a single exon. Lineage: Eukaryota; Fungi; Ascomycota; Eurotiomycetes; Chaetothyriales; Herpotrichiellaceae. The annotation marks the transcript as partial. The record is from RefSeq and is a predicted model, not a curated record.
AUGUGCCAGGUUGAAUCGCAUAAAUCGCAGACCUGCGGUCACAAGUGGGCGACGAUUGUCGAGCAGUGCCACAAAGGAGCAGGGUUCAGCAAGACUUCUGUCCACCCCAUCACCAAAGCGCGAACAGGACUCUGCCAACCAAGAUACAUUUCAGCGCCUGCGGGUAGCUGCCCGAACUGCGACAAGAAAGGGGACUAUGAUGCCAACGGGACGCGCAUGAUCCUGGGGAAGAGAGAUCGAGGGACAUUGGGAAAUGGGUAUACCAUGACCGACGGUUACGGAAAGCCGCUACCUAUGUCUGGAUCCUAUCCUUAUGGGUACAGUGUCACUGCCUGUGGCAUG